CGCCUUUAGAGUGUGAGCGUUUUUUUAAUAGUGUGACGUGAUUUUUGAAGUGUGCGUUUAUAGCAACAACACGCUCGUGUUUGUGGGAGUAUUGCAUAUUUUAGUAAGUCUGUUACACGUGUGUACCUCGUCCCCUUCUAAAAAUGGCGAAAAAUAUUCAGCGAGUGAAUGAUAUGGCUUCUCCAUAGGAAUAAAUAUGCUCUAAGCUUGCAGUGCAACUCAGGGUUGCCAACCAUACCAACGGUGCCAACGAGGUACGAGAAUACUACACAUAUUUACGAGAUUUUUUCAGAUAAAUUUAUAACAUGAUUUUUCAUUGUAGGCAACAUGUUGGAGCACAAACCUUAAUGUAAUGGGGGUGCAAAUCAUGUACGAGGUUAGAAAGCAAGAUUACGAGAUUUUUAGCUGCAGAAGUACGAGGAAAAAAGUUCUAUGGUUGGCAAUCUUGGUGCACUUUUCCUUCACUCACUCUGACGUUUGCACUUGGAGUGUAGGUUUGGAACGUAGCUAUGCACCCCUGUCGACAACAUGGCUGGUUGUGGUUGCGUAUCUUUCAAAAUCCGUUCAUUUGUAUAGGUUAGCGUUUAAGUUAGUAUUUGUAUGUAUUUUGAAUAAGAAUUUGUGGUUUAGUAAUGUUUGUUUGUGUAAAGUGGCGACAAUUUGGAUAAUGUUAUAGCGAAUCUAUUGUCUUCGAAAAGGUAUACAACUCGUUAAUGAUGGAUUUCGGGCACCCUCCUCCGAAUAUGGGCAUGCCCCCGCCCGGUAUGGGUGGUCCCAUGGGUCCACCCAUUCGUAACAACAUGCGCCAUAAUUUUAGGCCUUUCAGCUACCAGAUGCGAUUCCCACCUCAAGGUCCGCUGAAUAUGACUCAGGAUGAUUUUGAUGGUAAACGCUUGCGUAAAUCAGUUAUGCGUAAAACUGUCGACUAUAAUGCCGCGAUUAUCAAAGCUUUAGAAUGUCGUGUUUGGCAGCGCGAUUGGCGGGAUAGGCAUGCACUUCAGCCGGACGCUAUGUACACUCCAGAUCUGUUACCGCCACCUUCUUACCCUGAUAAUCCUAUCAAUGCUGUAACCACGCGUUUUGUUAAAACUGCCACAAACAAAAUGAGAUGUCCUAUAUUUGCUGUGGCUUGGACACCAGAAGGUCGCAGGUUAAUUACUGGUGCAUCUUCAGGAGAAUUCACAUUAUGGAAUGGCUUAACUUUUAAUUUUGAGACUAUUCUUCAAGCACAUGAUUCACCCGUGAGGUCAAUGGUUUGGUCUCAUGGUGAAGGUUGGAUGGUCACUGGAGACCAUUCAGGUUUUAUUAAGUAUUGGCAGAGCAACAUGAAUAAUGUUAAAAUGUACCAAGCUCACAAGGAAGCUGUGAGAGGUAUUAGCUUCAGUCCCAGUGAUUCAAAGAUUGUUACAUGUUCUGAUGAUGGUACAUUACGCAUAUUUGAUUUUUAUCGAUGCCAAGAAGAAAGGAUAUUAAGAGGUCAUGGUGCAGAUGUCAAAUGUGUACAAUGGCAUCCAACCAAGGCUCUUAUAGUUUCUGGCAGCAAGGAUAACCAACAACCUAUUAAACUUUGGGAUCCUAAAUCUGGCACAGCAUUAUCAACAUUACAUGCUCAUAAGUCUACUGUUAUGGACUUGAAAUGGAAUGAAAAUGGAAACUGGUUGAUUACUGCAUCUCGAGAUCAUUUGCUGAAACUAUUUGAUAUUCGUAAGCUUGGUACAGAACUACAAAUAUUCAGAGGGCAUAAAAAAGAGGCAUCAAGUGUGGUUUGGCAUCCCACCCAUGAAGGACUGUUUUGCUCUGGAGGUUCCGAUGGUGCAAUUUUGUUUUGGAAUGUUGGCACUGACAAAGAAGUUGGAUGUAUUGAAGGAGCACAUGAAUCAAUUGUAUGGACAAUGGCAUGGCAUCCCCUUGGGCAUAUAUUAUGCUCAGGCUCAAAUGACCACACAUCAAAAUUCUGGACACGCAAUCGGCCUGGUGAUCUUAUGAGAGACAAAUAUAAUCUCAAUACUUUGCCACCUGGUGUCCAAGAUGAUCAUGAUUUGGAUGAACCUGCUAUUAUACCAGGAAUGGGCCCUGAAGAUAAAGUAGAAAUAUUCUCUUUUGAUACUGAUAAAGUUAUACCUGGUCUUGAUUUGGACACAGCAUUUAUUCCUAUGGACUUUGAAAAGAAAGUUAAAAAAGUACCAUAUAGCAAACCUAUUCCAAGAAACUUUCAAGCCCAAUGGAAUCAUGGUCCUACAGCUGAUGAAGCUACAACAGAAGCUCUGACUCAGGCAUUAGUAGAGUCUGUUCCUGGGGCUGUACCUCUCAAUAUGAUUUCACCAACUGCUAUAUUCAUCUAUGGUAGGUUGAUAUUAGUUGAACCAGGAUCAAAACUAGAAAAAGCUAUAACUGAUGGUCCUACUGCACUGAAAAAAUAUAUUGCUACUGGUGAAAUACAACAAUUGCAUGAUAUAAUGCCUCAUCUGGAAGAAGAUGCAGAUGAUGAGAAUUUCACACCAUUUGAGUAUCCUGAGCCAGAAAUUGAUCCUGAUGAUAAUUCUGAAAGGGAUAAUAAUGAUGAAGAUAGAAAUUAUGAUCAAGAGAAUGAUUAUUAUAACAAUGAUAUGGAUCAAAAUGACCAAGAUGAUACAAAUUAUAAUAAUGAUCCUGAUGUGAAUAAUAUGGGACCAAUGAAUAAUAUGCCUCCAAUGAACAAUAUGGUAAGACCUCUCAUGGGGAUGGGUAACCUGGGUCCAAUAGGUCCACCAAUGCGGCCUAUGGGUCCAAUGCACCUAGGUAACAUGCCUCCAAUGGGCAACAUGCCCCCUAUGGGUAAUAUGCCACCAAUGGGUCCCAAUAUGAAUAAUAUGCCACUUUUGGGUAAUAUGCCACCACGCCCACCUUUCUCUGACAAUGGAUAUAAUAAAGGUCACUUUGACUCUGGCUAUGAUAAUCAACAAUAUCAACAAGGUAAUGAUGAGUUUAAUGAUGAUGAGUCGUUCAACCAGAGUUAUGAGGAGGAUAAUUAUAAUGAUGAAGGCAAUGGAGAUGAAGGAUACUCCCGAAACCAGAGAUGGGAUGGUGGUUACAGAGGUCGAGGAAGGGGUCGUGGGCGCGGUAUGAACGGACAUGGUGGGCGUGGCAAUUGGAGGGGUAAUAAUGGGCCCCGAGGAUCUCCAUGGAGGGGUAGAGGCGGCGGAGCGAACAGAAGUUUUAGAAGAGGUGGUAAACAAACAUCAAAUUAG
Molecule: messenger RNA, 3227 nt
Organism: Chilo suppressalis (striped riceborer)
Lineage: Eukaryota; Metazoa; Arthropoda; Insecta; Lepidoptera; Crambidae
Source: the annotation of a GenBank genome assembly